AUCAUUCUCAAUAGACAUUGGAAGACAUUAUUGCAAACACUUUUAAGGCCCGAACUUGUUUGACCUCCCUGUAUAUACAUUCAGAGCAGCGCCCCAAAAACAAAAACAACAAAAGGAAGAAAAAAAAAGAAGAAAAAAAAGAAAGAAAAAAAAAAGGAAUGAAGGCCAUAGUAAUUCAUGAUUUCGUGACACACCUUGACAACAUACGGGUCACCGAUGUUCCACCCCCGGAACCGCCACAGGAUGGAUUCCUCAUCCGAGUCCAUGCAGCAGGUGUCAAUUUCGUUGACAUAUUAUACGCCCAAGGGAAGCAUCAGAACAACCGGUCUCUCGUCCGCCCUCCCUUCACCCUGGGCCUCGAGUUCGCAGGGACCGUCAUCUCCGCACCUCCCACCUCCGCAUUCAAGCCCGGGGACAAGAUAUUCGGCGGCCACACGGGCUCCUACAGCGAGGUCAUAUCUCUUCCCCCCUCCACCACCCUCCACCGGAUCCCCCCGGGAUGGUCGAUGCAAGGCGCCGCAGGCAUGGCCGCAACCCUACCCGUCGCCUACGGCGCCCUCGUCCAACGCGCAGGCGUAAAAGCCGGCCAAACCGUCCUCGUGCACGCCGCCGCCGGAGGUCUAGGCAUCAUGGCCGUCCAGGUCGCCGCCGCCCUGGGGUGCCGGGUCAUCGGCACGGCGGGCUCGGCCGAGAAGUGCGCCGUCCCCGUCCGGUACGGAGCCGCGGCCUGCGUCGACUACACGGAGCACCGCGAAUGGUGGAAGCAGGUGCUGGGACUCACGGAGGGGAAGGGCGUCGAUGUCGUCUUCGACCCCGUGGGCCUGAUCGACCUCUCCUUGAAGUGCGUGGCUCACUACGGGAAAUUGCUCGUGGUGGGCUUCGCGGGCGGCGACAUUGAGAAUGUUGCCAUGAAUCGCGUCCUCCUUAAACAGGUGUCUCUCAUAGGAUACCGUUAUGGUGAGACGCUACGACGGUCUCCCGAAGAGGACAGGCUGUUGUGGCACGGUUUGCAGGGCCUCGUUGAUUCCGGUAGGAUAGCGCCUGUUGUGUAUGAUACGGUGUAUGACGGACUGGAGAGUGUGCCCCGGGCGUUGAAUGAUUUAAAUGCCAGAAAAGUCUGGGGGAAAGCUGUCAUCACGGUAGACAAUGGGGCGAAAACAGGCCUAGAUAUGAGGUUGUAGAACGUCUCCGAUUGUGGAAGACAACACCUGGAAGACAAAGUGACCACCAACCACAUACCGAAAGUAGGAACAAAAGAAAAACCCCCACACAUCUAGACUAUCCACCCUUCCUCCGCAACAAGGCCGAGAAUCAUCUCGG
Sodiomyces alkalinus F11 is the source of this 1320-nucleotide messenger RNA. RefSeq names its product quinone oxidoreductase. The coding region runs from base 159 to 1181 and encodes 340 amino acids. The transcript is spliced from 4 exons. NCBI's taxonomy places the organism in Eukaryota, Fungi, Ascomycota, Sordariomycetes, Glomerellales, Plectosphaerellaceae. Gene Ontology annotation, molecular function: oxidoreductase activity. The record is from RefSeq and is a predicted model, not a curated record. Gene Ontology annotation, cellular component: mitochondrion.